GAAGGCUGCGUCGGGUCGUCUGCCUGGAAGGUAUAAAAGGCUGCGGCGGGACCACGAAGCAUCACUGCCAGCCAAGACGAAGCGGAAGGCAGAAGAAAAGGAAAAGAAGGAACUCAGCCGAAAGAAGAUUCGCCACAGCGUGCAGGGAGAACCAUGAACUCCCUUCGCUCUGUCCUGGUGGUGGCGCCGCUGCUGGCACUGGUGUGUAUGGGUGCCGUGCACGGCGCCCCGGCCCCCGUCGCCUACCAGCCCUACAACGGCGGCGGCUUUGGCAGCGGUAGUGGCUUUGGCAGCGGUAGUGGCAAUGGCAACGGGGGCGGCGGCGGCGGCGGCGGUGGAGGCGGUUUUGGCCACGGGAACGGCGGUGGCAGCGGCUUUGGCAGCGGCUUUGGCAGUGGUAGUGGCAAUGGCAGCGGCGGCGGCGGCGGUGGUGGCGGUGGCGGUGGACACGGAAAUGGCGGUGGCAGCGGCUUUGGCAGUGGCUUUGGCCAUGGGGGCGGCGGCUCUGAUUACUCCGCUCCCCAGCUAUACUACGGUGGCGGCUACGGACGCUAGACUCACCUAUACCCAGCUCAUCACCUUGCCCUUCGCCCCUCGCUCGCAGACGCUGACCAAGUGUCGUCCCUCGCUUUGCUAUCAGGGGAGGCUUGUGUUUGUGUCCCUCCGUGGCGUGGCGUGGCGGUGAUACGGUCGAGGCUUAAUUCAUGUACGCAGUAAUAAAUGUUUUCCGGCUCUAUGAAA
This is a messenger RNA of Eriocheir sinensis (Chinese mitten crab), 741 nucleotides long. RefSeq lists its product as uncharacterized. The record is from RefSeq and is a predicted model, not a curated record. Lineage: Eukaryota; Metazoa; Arthropoda; Malacostraca; Decapoda; Varunidae. The transcript is spliced from 3 exons. The coding region runs from base 154 to 555 and encodes 133 amino acids.